This is a messenger RNA of Loxodonta africana (African savanna elephant), 2134 nucleotides long. It is a transcript of the gene SLC2A9, whose product is annotated as solute carrier family 2 member 9. Gene Ontology annotation, cellular component: plasma membrane. Gene Ontology annotation, molecular function: hexose transmembrane transporter activity. Gene Ontology annotation, biological process: monosaccharide transmembrane transport. The record is from RefSeq and is a predicted model, not a curated record. Lineage: Eukaryota; Metazoa; Chordata; Mammalia; Proboscidea; Elephantidae.
AUGAAGCUCAGGGACAAGGACCCAGGAGAUGACAAAGAAAAUGGUUCAGCAAAAAAGAAAUUGGACUGGUCCUGCUCGCUCAUCGUGGCCUCGAUCGUGGGCGCCUUCGGCUCCUCCUUCCUCUACGGGUACAACCUGUCGGUGGUGGACGCCCCCACGCCGUACAUCAAGGCCUUUUACAACAAAUCCUGGGAAAGAAGGCAUGGCCAUCAUGACUCGGACACUCUGACGCUGCUCUGGUCCGUGACAGUGUCCAUCUUCGCCAUUGGUGGACUCAUGGGGACACUGAUGGUGAAGCUGAUCAGAAAGGUUCUGGGAAGGAAGAACACUUUGCUGGUCAACGAUGGGUUUGCGAUUUCUGGUGCAUUGCUGAUGGCCUGUUCUCUUCAGGCAGGAGCCUUUGAAAUGCUCAUUGUGGGUCGUUUCAUCAUGGGCGUGGAUGGAGGCAUCGCCCUCAGUGUGCUUCCCAUGUAGCCAAGCGAGAUCUCACCCAAGGAGAUCCGUGGUUCUCUGGGGCAGGUGACUGCCAUCUUCAUCUGCAUUGGUGUGUUCACUGGGCAGCUGCUGGGAAAGCCCCGCCUGUUAGGUAAGGAGAGCACCUGGCCACACCUAUUUGGAGUGAUUGUCCUCCCCUUCAUCCAGCUGGUGAGUCUGCCCUUUCUCCCUGAAAGCCCGCACUACCUGCUCUUUGGGAAGCACAAUGAGGCAGGAUCUGUGAAAGCCUUCCAGACGUUCCUGGGCAAAGAGCACGUUUCGCGAGAAGUGGUGGCGGUGCUGGCGGAGAUGGUGCAGAGGAACGUCCGCCUGGCCUCCAUCCUGGAGCUACUGAGGAGCCCCUUUGUCCGCUGCCAAGUCCUCACUGUGAUCGUCACCAUGGCCUGCUACCAGCUCUGCGGCCUCAAUGCGAUUUGGUUCUACACCAACAGUAUCUUUGGAACAGCUGGGAUCCCACCGGAAAAGAUUCCAUACAUCACCUUGAGCACAGGUGGCAUCGAGACUUUGGCUGCCAUCUUCUCUGUAAGUAAACUAAGGGUUAUCUCUGAAAACAUUCACAGGGACCAUGCCACCUGGAUCCCUUACCUGAGCAUCGUUUGCAUCCUGGCCAUCAUCGCCUCCUUCUGCAGCAGCCCAGGCGGCAUCCCAUUCAUCCUGACUGGGGAGUUAUUCCAGCAGUGGCAGUGGCCGGCUGCCUUCGUCAUUGCGGGCACGGUCAACUGGCUCUCCAACUUUGCUGUUGGGCUCCUCUUCCCAUUCAUUCAGAAAAGUCUGGACACCUACUGUUUCCUGGUCUUUGCUGCAAUCUGCAUCGCAGGUGCUGUCUACUUCUAUUUUGUCUUGCCUGAAACCAAAAACAGAACCUAUGCAGAAAUCAGCCAGGCCUUUGCCAAGAACAAGGCAUACCCACCAGAGGAUAAAAUUGACUCAGUUGUAAUUGAUAAGAUCAACAGAAGACCUGAACCAGACUCUACCUCCACACUGAACAGUUAUGCCAAGAACAGCAUUGUCUAGAUGGAUGAUCUUGCCGUUUCAAGAAGCCAACAAUUUCCCCAUUUUUGGAAGGCUCAAACUGUUUGGAGCCAUGUAAGCCUUAUUUUAUUGAGUAUUUAAAAAUAAAUUUGUACAUGCUAUUCUGACAUCACCACUUGUUUCUAGGUGCCGUCAAGUCUGUUCCGAUUCAUAGUGACCCUACGCACAACAGAACAAAACACUGCCCGGUCCUGCGCCAUCCUCACAAUUGUUGCUAUGCUUCAACCUAUUGUUGCAGCCACUGUGUCAAUCCAUCCCGUUGAGGGUCUUCCUCUUUUUUGCUGACCCUCUAUUUUACCAAGCAUGAUGUCCUUCUCCAGGGACUGAUUCCUCCUGAUAACAUGUUCAAAGUAUGUGAGACCUAGUCUCGCCAUCCUUGCUUAUAAGGAGCAUUUUGGUUGUACUUAUUUCAAGACAGAUUUGUUCGUUCUUUUGGCAGUCCUGGUAUAUUCACUAUUCUUCCCCAACACCACAAUUCAAAGGUGUCAGUUCUUCUACAGUUUUCCUUGUUCAUUGUCCAGCUUUUGCAUGCAUAUGAAGCAAUUGAAAACACCAUGACUUAGGUCAGGCGCACCUUAAUCCUCAACGUGACAUCUUUGCUUUUCAA